Zalophus californianus (California sea lion) is the source of this 875-nucleotide messenger RNA. RefSeq names its product refilin-A. The record is from RefSeq and is a predicted model, not a curated record. Gene Ontology annotation, molecular function: filamin binding. Gene Ontology annotation, biological process: actin filament bundle organization; negative regulation of bone mineralization involved in bone maturation; skeletal system morphogenesis. NCBI's taxonomy places the organism in Eukaryota, Metazoa, Chordata, Mammalia, Carnivora, Otariidae. Gene Ontology annotation, cellular component: actin filament bundle.
GCGCACCGAGCGACCGGGUGGCGGCGGGGAGCCGGGAGCCGGGGAGCCGGGGCGCGGGGGGUUGUGGGGGGGGGGACGCCGGGCCUGACGCGCCGCCGCUCGGCUCUGCCCGCGGGUCCCGGGCGCGCAGUCCUCGGCCCGCCGCCCGGCCCGGGCCCCGGAGCGCGGUGGAGGAGCCCCCCACCCCCACCCCCGAGGAGCCGGAGGCCCGCGCCCCGCGCCCCCCAGACAUGGUGGGCCACCUGCAUCUGCAGGGCAUGGAGGAGAGCCUCAAGGAGAAGAGCCGGGAGGGCUUGCUGGACAGCCCCGACUCCGGGCUGCCCCCCAGCCCCAGCCCCAGCCCGCCCUUCUACUCGCUGGCGCCCGGCAUCCUCGACGCCCGCGCCGGGGGCACCGGCGCCACCUCGGCCCCCGGACCCGGCGAGGCCAGAGCGCCCCCUGCCCGCCCCCUGCACUCCCCAGCGCUUGAGAUGAGGCCCCGGAUGCUGCCUGUGUUCUUUGGGGAGAGCAUUGAGGUGCACCCAGAGCCCACGCACGAGAUCCGCUGCAACUCGGAGGUCAAGUACGCCUCGGAGAAGCACUUCCGGGACAACGUUUUCUACGCGCCCGUGCCCACGGUCACGGCCUACAGCGAGACGAUCGUGGCGGCACCCAACUGCACGUGGCGCAACUACCGUAGCCAGCUGACCCUGGAGCCGCGGCCCCGUGCCCUGCACUUCUGCAGCACGACCAUCAUCUUCCCCAAGCAUGCCAGGAGCACUUUCCGGACCACCCUGCACUGCAGCCUGGGCCGACCCAGCCGCUGGUUCACCUCCAGCGUGCAGCUCCAGCUGUGCGAGCACCCCCGCCUCCUGGGGCCCGUGGCGGCGCUCUGA